Molecule: messenger RNA, 1524 nt
Organism: Leptosia nina
Lineage: Eukaryota; Metazoa; Arthropoda; Insecta; Lepidoptera; Pieridae
Source: the annotation of a GenBank genome assembly
AUGGCGACCGGAAGUUACCGACGCACUAAUGACUCCUUUCAAGAAAUGGCGGCUCUAUUGACCAUGGGCGCCGCCUCUGACGGCCUGGACAUGGGCGGGUGGCGUGCACGGAUCGCCGCCCUGCGCGAGUCCAGAAAACUGGUCCUAGUCAUCGUUGCUAUCGCGCUCCUCCUUGACAACAUGCUGUUGACAACUGUUGUGCCGAUCAUCCCGGAAUUCCUAUACGACAUCCAGCACCCGGACGCUCCCCUCUCUGUCGCCCUGGAAGAUUUAACGACCCCCGCACCACCAACUACCCCCUACUGCCCCUGCCUCAAUGUGACAAGUGUACCUCUGGAAAAUGUGACGCAACUGAACAUAACAGCGGAGAAGGAAGUCCGUCACCAAGAACUGAUCCAUGAGACAGUGGCCGUGGGGGUGAUGUUCGCCAGCAAAGCCAUAGUGCAGCUGCUGGCUAAUCCUUUCGUUGGUCCUCUAACACACAAAAUUGGCUACAGCGUGCCGAUGUUCACUGGUUUCAUCUUGAUGUUCCUGUCUACGAUCAUAUUCGCCUUCGGUCGUUCCUACAGCGUCCUUUUCAUUGCGCGCGCGCUGCAAGGAAUCGGCUCAUCUUGUUCCUCCGUUUCCGGUAUGGGCAUGCUGGCUGAGAGAUAUCCGGAUGAUAAGGAACGUGGGAAUGCGAUGGGAAUUGCAUUGGGUGGUUUGGCGUUGGGCGUGCUCAUCGGGCCUCCGUUUGGUGGGCUGAUGUACGAGUUCGUGGGGAAGACUGCGCCCUUCCUCAUGCUGUCGGCCCUGGCUUUGGGAGAUGGAUUGCUGCAGCUGAUGAUCCUCCAGCCAGGAGUCGUUCGACAGGAGACCGAUCCGCCGUCACUCAAAGCUCUAAUCACGGAUCCCUACAUACUUGUUGCUGCCGGAGCCAUCACUUUUGCUAAUGUUGGCAUAGCCAUGCUAGAACCCAGUCUACCCAUCUGGAUGGCAGACACGAUGGAGGCAAGACGCUGGCAGCAGGGCGUGGCUUUUCUACCAGCCAGCAUCUGUUAUUUGAUCGGUACGAAUCUUUUUGGACCCCUGGGACACAAGAUGGGACGCUGGCUCGCUGCUUGCUCGGGACUUAUCAUCAUUGGCUUAUGUCUCAUUCUGAUCCCGAUGGCCCGAAAAAUGGAGCAUCUGAUAAUUCCCAACGCUGGACUCGGCUUCGCUAUUGGCAUGGUGGAUUCGUCUAUGAUGCCGGAAUUGGGAUUCUUGGUGGAUAUACGCCAUGCAGCAGUUUAUGGAUCUGUUUAUGCGAUUGGUGACACAGCUUUCUGUUUGGGCUAUGCUGUGGGUCCAGCGUUCUCUGGAGCAUUGGUCAACAGCAUUGGAUUCGAGUGGAUGUUGGUGAUCAUCGCGUUACUGAACUUUGCGUAUGCGCCAGUGUUGCUGUUACUUCGCUCCCCACCGGCUAGAGACGAAAAACAGAGUUUAAUAAUUAGCGAGAAAUCAUCAGUACGCUACGUUAGCUAUCAGAACGAGGAAGAAGAAUAA